This is a messenger RNA of Culex pipiens pallens (northern house mosquito), 704 nucleotides long. RefSeq lists its product as uncharacterized. The coding region runs from base 62 to 643 and encodes 193 amino acids. The record is from RefSeq and is a predicted model, not a curated record. The transcript is spliced from 3 exons. Lineage: Eukaryota; Metazoa; Arthropoda; Insecta; Diptera; Culicidae.
UCUUUGUAAGUGCAGCUAUAUAAACGGUUGCAAUGCAACGUAGAAAAUAGUUCAAGAGAAAAUGAUUUUCGCAACAGUUGUACUUGUCAUUCUGAGCGUCCUUAGUAGGACGGAUGCAGCUUAUGAAAAUAAGUUUGAAGUUACUGAAGGAUGUCAACAGUACAACAGCGUUCGAGGCUAUAACUUUGACCAUGCUUAUUUUUCGACUGGUGCAUUCACCAAUGUGCGUAAAAAUGCUGACAACAGUACAGAGCUAAGAAUUGGAGUUCUUGGAAAGAACGAUGGGUUUAUACGACUAGCUCCAGUUCAGUACCCAUACGAUGGAAAUUAUAUGAACGAAAUUGUUAUUUCCGGCUGGGAAAACACUCGAACCCAAGUAAGAAGUUACACCCGAACGGAUCCAGCAAAGACAGCCGGACAACAAGUGCUCCUAGAAGUGUCUAGUCUCGGGCUUCUGUCCGAGUACGAACCGUUGAUGUUCAUCCUGUCAAUCAAUCCGAACGGAGCGGUUAAGCUUACGAAGGACGGCGAUACAUAUCCGUUUUUAGAGUUUCAAGACACCAAGGUUUCGUCCAUGUUCAUAAGUUUCUGCAACUGGAAUGUUCCGGUAAUUUACUUUUUUGAUUGUCCUCACAUUCAGUAGAAGAUGAGCAAUUUAAAACAGAAAAAAAUAUACUUGAAUAAAAUUAUCAAAUAAUUUAAAA